Molecule: messenger RNA, 2539 nt
Organism: Periconia digitata
Lineage: Eukaryota; Fungi; Ascomycota; Dothideomycetes; Pleosporales; Periconiaceae
Source: the annotation of a GenBank genome assembly
AUAUGGCCACUGCCACUAAAACGAUGGCCGACCCGCUCCUGCCCUGACCUUGCCCUGGAGGCGAAACUUGUUUUCAGCAUAUGGUUGUGGUUAUGGUUAUGGUUAUGGUGGCGGUGGUUUUGGUUGAGAGUCGGAGGGUCGGCGCUUCGCAUGCAGAGUGGAGCCACCGAUCGACGGUUGCCCCGCCGAGUCAAUCAAAGCCCGGACCACCAAAACAACAUCGACUCUACGUCAAGCCAUCCUGCCCCUCUCCACUGCUCCCUACCCUCAAUGCAUCCCAUCUCAGUUGCUGCGUGGAUCCGCGAACUUGAACCUCGUGCCCGCACUCAAUCAUAUCCCUCUUCCUUGCGCACUUGCAAGCGACAGCAGCCCGACACUCGCAAGAGCCCGCGCUCGCGAAAGACAUGCCGUGUUGUGCUGGGGGAGAUUGCGGCAAACGAUCAGAACAUGGCCAUGCCUUCUCCCAAGAGCAAUGCGUCGCGGCCUAACAGGAGAAUUGAGAAGAAGCGCAUGCGCACUCCCUCGCCGUCAAAAAAUCAACGGCAAUUUCCCGACGACGCGUAUUCGCCCGACGAUAUCGAGGAUGCGACGCCUCGCCCUGACAGCUUCGCACACAGCGCAUAUCCUAUUCCUGAUCUUUCAUAUCGAGAGGCUCUUUCCAAAGAGCCCAUCGCAGAUGACGACGACGACUUCCAGGCCCGUUCACCUACACGAUCGCACACGCAAUCGCAAUCUUCCAACCGCUCGGCCAGCCCCAAGAAAAUUACUUCUUUAUGGAACGUUGGAAACGGAGUAAUAUACACACACUUAGGUAACACGACCGCUUCGAAACGGGAGCAGCUCGGUGAAAAUGGGCUUGCGCUCUUGGAGAAGCUGGAGGAUGUAAGCGAUGGACCUGUGGUGCCUGUGAGACUCAAACAACGACUGGCGGAGGCGGAUAUGGGCAAGGUGAGGCAGCACCAGUUCGACACAUCGGAUGAAAGGCCAGCGGACGAGCUUCUGUGGGAGCUGCGGACCAUACAAGACAUCAUUUCGCUGUCGCACCGGUGUUCGGUGAACCGCGACCAUGAGACCGAGUGGAACAAUCGCGUGCACACCAAGGUGCUGGAGCUGGCGUUGGGAAAUGAUGAGACGAGGGUUGGGUUCCGAAGCGUAACUGCAGCUAGAAUCACUCCGGAAUAUCGCCCUACACAUUCGAACAACCUCACAACUGGCAAGAUCAUAGAUUACGCCAUUCACCUCGAACCCUCCAGUCCCACACGCGACAUUAUAUCAUCCCUUGUCGGCAUGUCGACUGAUUCCAUCAAUCACGUGGGCUACGAGGGUCUGCGCGCUCGACCUAUUGCUGUAUCGAUCGAGACUAAGACCGAGAGCCGGACCGUGGAAGAGGCGAAGGUACAAUUGGGCGUGUGGGUUGCGGCUCAGGUGGCACGGAUCGAGGCACUCGUGAGGCAGUUUGCUUCAGUCGUGGUGCAGAAGCCAGCAGCAGAGGCAUGGUCUGGCCGAUUGGAAUCAGAGAUGAUCACACGAGGUCGAUGGAAAAGCCGAGGGAGAGGCGGCCGGAUGCCGCGAGCGGAGCAGUCACAAGCGCAGGAAGCGAUCCCGUCUCCCACCGUUGUGAUGGUUCCAGAUCCCUCUGAUUUCCUCUCACAGAUUGUAUUUCCACUCAUCGACAUCCAAUCCGAAGUGUGGUCGCUCUUCUUCGCCCGGGUCACGCCCUCAAACGCUCUGCGCCCAUCGAAUUUGGACAUUUGCAAGCCAGUGUCGAAUAUUCAGAUCUUCCAUUCGGUUCCUUUGGGAAACACAGCGAAUACGGUGCAGGCAUAUCGGCUGGUGAAGAGCUUAAAGGUCCUGAGAGAUUGGGUCGAUGGGGACUUCCGCAAGUGGUGGGAUGUGCUUUUGGGGCUUCGCGACGUUGAAACGGGCGGUGGGUGAAAUCGCAUUGGUAGCAUUCCAUAUCAGAAUUUGUAGUGAAAUGCGCCAGUACUACGCGUUGCUCUUCUUCAUAUAUUUGCAUAUUUUGGGUCGUGAUUUGAGACUGUCGCUCUUGCAAUGGAGAUCCUUCACGCCUCAAACAGUUUGAUUCUUCACUGAUUCUUAAGUUCGACUUCUGAAGGCCUAACUGUCUGAUUGCUAGCAGUUGUGUUUAACUGCAGCGCGAUCUCUUAGGUUGCCUUCAACAGUAUUUUGUUGCGAACCAUCGAGCACUAUGAAGUGCAAUAUUCUCAUGGUUGGCUAUUUAGCCCUAUGGGCCUAUUUUAGCUCCCGUAAUUCGGCUCAGCAGGGAGUGGCGAUACUUGACGCCUAUUUAACCCACUUCAUCCGCACCAGGACCGUCUUUGGGCUUCUGCUGUGGGUCUGACAAGGAAUCCUGAUGUGGCUCCUUGGUAUGAGUCUAUCGCAUACUGGAGAACCUGCAGAAGCUUUUACCACACCUUGUAUCAACAACAACCACUAUCCUUACGUGUAAGCGUGAGCUCUCUUCGUAAGCGACUGUCCAAAGCUGCUUCCCCAAACAGUGAAAUGCUACCAUCAACGC